GCCUGUGGCCGUUGGAUGUACCGGUACAAGGUGGAGGAAAAAUUGUCAACAGUUAUUUACCUUGAAGCUUGUGGUUACUGUGAAGGUUAUGAUUGGCAAAAGCGGAAGACAGGUGUGACAUUUCAGAGAGCAACGCCAUAAAACAACGGACCAAAGUAGCUAUCUAGCUAGUUGUACCGUACAGAAAUGAAGAGGCUGAAAUGCAGGUGAUGCUGACUGUUCCGCCCUGCGAUGAGGUUAGCUAGCUCUAGCAGCUAAUGCUAUUGACGGAGAGGAAGAGGACGCUGGAACUGGGCAGAUCCUGCUCUAUCGCUGAAUGACCUCAUUAUUUGGACGUUAUACGUUUAUUCCCUCUGAAGAACAAAGCAAGAAAAUUGAAUAUGUGGCGCUGCUUUCACAAGUAUCCUGUCCAUAGCUAAAGGUCUUAUAGAAGUGGUUGUGUAGCUAAUACUGCGAGUGUGUGCCAACGUUAGAUUUUUUAGAGUUAACGGCAAUGGUAGUGAGAAAGUUCGCUGUUAGAGGCUGUUUUCCGCUUUUUGAAGAUAGAUAGCCGAACAAGGUUGAGUUGUGGACAACAAUCUGUGGCCUGCGAGGAUGAGCUGCAUUUUCCUAACUUGUUCGUUAGCUGGGUCGGCUAUCUUGCUGAACUGAAGAAGCUGAACAUACUGUACUGUAACGUAGCUGGACAGCUAAGCGCCAGCCCCUGUGCAAGGAAGGAACCACUGCAGCUGUCCUCUUGGGUUCGGGGAUGUGAUGAGCACGAUUAUCUGCAAAUAAUUUAUUGAGCUCCAGCUCUGAGCCCACCCAUGACCCCACUGGACGCUCAUGGAUGAGAAGGCCUUCCCCAAGCCCACCAUGGUCUCCAGGCUGCCCAAAUUCGGGGCCCGCCCCCAGGGCGUAGUCGUCCCCGUGGCUAACGGGCCGGUCCAGCCUGCGCCGGAGGGAAAGGGCGCCCCCCAGGGGGGACAGAACGGGGUGGCCCGCCUGCCCUCCUUCUCCAUGCGGUGGAGGAAAGAGAACGGGACUCUCGCUGCCCCACCCACACAGGAUGAGGGGGAGGGGCCCGGCGACGACGGCUCCGCCCCCCAUUGCCAGCGGCAACCGUCCCCAGUAGCGAGGGAGAUCAAAAAGCCCUCAAUCAAGGCAGGGAGGUUCAGCUCCACCGCAGCCCCCGUCAGCCCCAAGCCCUCCAGCCAGAUCAGCAAAUCUUCCCCCCGCGGGGCGGUGAAGCCCUGCCCCUCCAAGCCGGCGCUGAACGGGCUGGGCGGGGCGGCGGCCGUCUCCGCGGGUCGUUUCGGCUCUGGCCUGCCCCGCCCCGGCUCUCGGGACAGCCUAUCGCGCUCCCAGGACAGCCUGAAGUCCCUCCCGCUGGACAGCAUGGUGCGAUCGCAGAGCCUGACCCACGUCCGGCAGCUGCCCUCGCCCCCCGGGCUGCCCAUCCCCCGCUCCUUCUCUUUCAACCGGGCGGUGGAGCUGGCCAAACCGCUGGCCGACACCCAGCUGCGGGCCCGGGCGCCCGUCCUCCGGCCCCCUCUGCUGCCGGGCGCGGCCCCCCGCUGCUCCACCCCCCCCACGCCCAUGAAGAAGCUGCUGAUGCCCAGCUGCAUCCUGGGAAAGCCCUCCACGCUGGGCUACAGGCUGAGCCGGCCGUCUCUGGCCAAGCUUCCCCGCCCGCUCGCCUCAGGGCCGCUCCCUAUUGGCCUGAAGAUGGGACAGGGGGGCGGAGAAGCAACGUCCGAUGCGUCACCCGUCACAUUGGACCCUCUGAGCAACGGCGAGAGGGCGCGGGCGGACCCGGGUGCCGUUGCCUUGGCGACAGGCCCGGCCCCUCUGCGGUGCCUGGGCGACGGUCUGGAGGACAUGUCGCUCUCCUCCGCCUCCUCGCUGGACAGGAACGACACCAGCGAGGACUUCCUGGACGACUUCGACACCCUGGGCGACGGGGUGCUGCUGCUCUCCACCCACCGCGGGGAGGACCUAGCCGGGCCUUUCCCCUUGGACGAUGACGCUAUCCCCGACAACCGGCGGCCGGGCACAUCCACCCAGACGCACCUGGACGAGUUCCUGCAGGACGAUGUGGACUGGGUGGGGCUUAGGCUGUCAGGCUGCAGGGAUGACCACGGCCCCCUGGCCCUGUCCCCAGAGAUAGACUUCCCCCCCGGCUCCUCCCUGGAGCUCUCUCCCUCCAACAGUUCGGGAGGCACCUACAUGUGGGACGAGGAGGGCCUGGAGCCCCUGUGCUGCACCCACCCCUGCGGGAGCUACGACUCGGACAUCAACAGCACGGACAUUGUGGACCACCUGGAGUCAUGUGACCUGGAGGAUGAUGACCUCAUGUUGGAUGUGGAUCUAACAGAGGACGCCUCACUUCACAGUGACGCUGACGGAAUGUCCCACUUUGAGCAUUCGGAGAGGGGUGGAAGGCAGGGCCACUGGAGGAGGCGACAGCAUCACUGGGCCGGGCCGGACCACUUCCACAACGACAACAGAAGAGGCCUGCUCCAGCUGGGCCGCGUGGGGCCUGCAGUGAGGCCGGACGGCCACAUGGGGGCGCUGGACCAGAUGACCCUCAGACACAUGGCUCAGGACUGCACCUCCGUUAAAGCCCAGCUUCUCAAACUGAAGAGUCUGCUGCAGAUGGAGGACCUGGGUCUGGGGCAGGACGAGCUGCUAUCGGGCCCCCUGAGUCCAGAAUCCAGCGAGGACGCAAACACAUCCCUACAGGUGGAGGAGCUGAUGAGGGAGGUGCAGGAGCUCCGGGAGGAGCUGAAGAGGAAGGACAGAGCCAUCGCCCAGCUGAGCCACCAGGCGUCUGUGCCCGGCCAUGCCGUGCGGUGCCAGUGCCAGCAGAGGGCGCCAGCGGUCCGGGGAGAGAGGCGGUCGCAUCAUGACAAGGCCACACAGACUCCCUGGAGAGGCCAUGCUCCUCAAAUACUACAGCCUUCCAAGCACUGCCUCAGCGAUCCCCACUCCCCGCAAAGACUAGCAAACUCAGCCCCGUCCGAGGACCGCUGUGAGCCCGCCCCCGUCGCCCGCGGCAACGCCCCGCCCCGCCGCCGGUCACGCCCCUCCCCCAGGCGCGACGCGUCCCCAGCCGUCCGGCCGGAAGCCCGGGAGCCGAACCCGCCGCACGGCGAACCUGGGGGCCCCGCUGGAGCCUCAGGGGCCCGGCUCUCCCUCCCCGCGCCCCACGGCGCUUCACCAGAGCGGGGCCCCCCCCCCCGCUGCCGCCCCGCCCCGUGUCCUGCGCACCCCCCGCCUGAACCGAAGGGCUCCUUUCCCCGCCCCGCCACCAGAGGGAGCCAUAGCAGCCCAGGGCAGGCUGGAGGGUAGGGGUGAGCCUGGGCUUAGUGGCUCUGUCCCAGCGCCUAAAACUAUGCCCCCUCCCUCCAGGGGCCUGCCCUGCUUCAGCCCCUCCCUGCCCAGAGCCCGAUUCGGACACGCACCUCAGCUCACGCACGCAGAAGGGUCCGGAGAAUCCCAGUGCAGCCUGCCCAGCACCAGAGGUUUAGUCGCGCAAACCUACUCCCGUCUUCCCACGCCAAAGAUCCCCUGACACACAAACAGACAUACACACGCACACACGCCCGCACACACGCACACACACACACACACACCCACACACCCACACGCACGCACGCACACACACACACACACACACACACACGCACACACACACACACACACACACACACACGCACACUAUCAGGUGGGUUGCAGAAGCAUGUGUGGUUACCGGACACAGCCAACCAGCAGCAGAUGUGUGUAUCUUUCAGGAUAAAUACAGUACGGUUUAACCCUUUUAAAUACAGGUGAACUGUGUGGUUUAACCCUGUUUCAGUUUAUAUACACGUGAACAGUGUGGUUUCAACCCUGUUCAUAGUGUAGUUUACAUACAUAUUAACUGUGCCAUUCAACACCGUUUCAGUUUAAAUACAGCUGAGUAGUACAGUUUAACAGUGCUUUAGUUUAAAUACAGCUAAGCAGUAAAGUUUAACACGGAGCUUUAGUUGAAAUACAUUUGAGCAGUGCAAUUUAAUCCGGCUUCAGUGUAAAUCCCAGAAUGCACUUAAUUCACUUUACAGCCAGAUCUUAGCCCUGUCAAUCACCGGCUGCGUAUCCUCCCUGUAGAUGUCCGUUUGAGAAGCAACUCUAACCCUCCUGCAAACACAGGAACUGUAAGACGUUUCAUUUACUCCAGAAGAGAAAGCUGGUUCUUUAACUCUUCCUGAGACCGACUGCUGUUUGGGAGAAUUGACUGGAUAGCGCUGUUGGUAUCAUGAGGGGAUUUAAAGUGGUGAUUUAAAGAGCUCUCAGCGAGACUUUUGAUUUGCACACAAAUGAGUCUUUAAUCCAAGGCCGCGGAGAGAAAAGGCACUCCCCCCGGGCUCUGUCGCCGUACAGUCAGACCUGGCAGCCAGUCUCUGGCCCUGUUGUAAUGUGUCCCACCUGGCAACCCAGCUGUUGGAGUCCUGACAAACACUACAGACUCCCCCCUGACAAGUGAGCGAGAGACUCUCUCCCUCCCUCGCUCAGCGGGCGGGACUUCCUGUUCCUCUGUGUUACGAGGCCAGAUGCCCUAUAAAACACACCUGCCCGCGGUGUAGGGUCAGUAUUUCCCCCUCUCAACCCACCUUCAUCCAUCACACCUGAUAAACAAGCUGUCAAUAGUGAAUAAUACACUGACAGGUAGUGCAGAUGAUGUACCUCUACUCUCUCCUGUAGCCUUCCCCUUCUUUGCUCGGUAGAGUUUGUAAAUAAGUUAACAUUCAGAGUAAAAAUAUAUGUCAUUGUUAAAAAUAAUAUGCCUAAUGUAAAAAGAUAAAACACUGUUAAAUAGCUUGUUGGUUUUCAGCACAGCACGCAGUAAAUACUGGAGAAACAGCAUAUCUGUUCUCCUGCGGGAUCGUUUAAGAUCUUUAAAUCAUCAAUUUUCCCAGGGUGUGAACAACAGAGAACAUUUAUCUGCGACUUCAGAUAAGUGGAUACGGGCAAAGGCACAAAGUUGUACUGUAAUGUAAAAUAAUUCUACCGCUCACUAGCAUAGAAGCCCUAAUUGGUAUUGACAUUAUUCGGCUAAUUAAUUGUACUUGUACUGAAUUGUACAGUGAUCGGUAAAGUAAUUUUUUUGCCCUCUUGAAAAUGUGAAAACGUAAUUUUGACUCUAUUACAAACCGGGAAAAAUGUCUGCUGCCUUCCUGCAUCGUGUCAUUUGCAUCAUGUCAGACAACAGCUGUCUGCUGAUGCUGGUAAAUAUUUAGCUUUGGCGUGUAACUCCGUACCAGAAGUCAGCGGUUAUUUCCGUGUAUGGGUAAUAGCAAGCGCGCGGGUAUUCAGGCGCAAAAUAUUUUGAAAGUAAUGCGUGUCAGAAGGUGUGAGAAUUUGACACCCGUAGCAGUAAAAUAAUUGUGUAAAAGCCUGACAUUUAUCCUUUAAGGGGUGUCGGGUGGCAGCUCUCCCGGCUGACAGGCAGUGGUAGUGUUCCAGAGCUCUCCGUCACGGACGCGGGGCGUUGGGAGUCCCGGCACGUUUAGGGGUGAUUUCGCUCUCUUUGAUCCCCCUGUUUGAAGGCCGUGGCGGGGAGAGGCAGCAGCUCACGUCCCCCUCUCUCUCUCUCAGAACGGCGUCUGGAAGGCUCCCUCUCCCGUGUGGGCGUACGGCCUCCCUCGCCGUGCUUUAAAAGCCCUCGCUCGCCCCGGGUCAGCGACCCCCGCACACGUCCCCGUGCGCUCUGUGCUGUCUGCCUGUCGCUGUAGAACAACCUGCUGUGCAGUGCCUGCUGGGAUACGUCUGUCCUCCAGGGGAGCGGGGAACUGGUUACUCACCUCUCCAUGGUCUCUGCCUGUCACUCUAGAAUAGCGUAGCGCUCUGUGUGGGGUCUGCUGGGAUACGUCUGUCCUCCAGGGGAGCGGGGAACAGGUACUCCCUACUCGGUGGUCUAUGCCUGUCACUCUAGAAUAGCGUAGCGCUCUGUGUGUGGGGUCUGGUGUAGCCCUGCUGUGCAGUGCCUGUUGGGAUACCUCUAUCCUCCAGGAGAGCGGGGAACAGGUACCUGUCUGUCACUGUAGAAUAGCAGGGCUCUGUGUGUGGGGGCUGCAGUAGCCCUGCUGUGCAGUACCUGCUGGGAUACGUUUGUCCUCCGGGGAGCAGGGAACAGGUACCAGCCGUUCCUCCUCUCUGGCUGCCACCCGCACCUCCUCGUCAGUGAAGAGCUCUCAAACGCGAUUAACCGCCACCGGCGUCUCGGCCCCGCCCUAAACCCCUCUCGGCUCCGCCUCCCGCCCGAGGCACUUCCUCUAGAAGCUUCCGGGGCCGGCCGGCGAACGCGUACAGCCCUGCGCGCGCACGCGCUAACUCGCUAACUCCCGCCGUUCACACAGACUGUGCUGUUUAACAGAGUCCGCUUCUGGGACUCGUUACGAGGAGCAAUUAGGCGAGGGGGAUGAAGGAGCACCCCACGCCUCCUUCGGGGACCGCGCCUCACCGCGUCUCCUAAAGCCCGCUUUUAAGGAGGGAGGGGGAGGGCCCCACGGGAGCCCGGACUCCGCCCCGCGUCUCCAGCACUUUUCCCGCAAACCGCUCUUCCCUCUCGCCCGGGAUCUGCUUCCCCCCGUUUGAAGUCGUGAAGUUUGUUUUUAAAGUUGCUGAAGUUAUUAUACCAGGCGUAAAAAUUUGCAAGUGAAGAGGAACUUUAUGUUGCGGCUCAUCGGGGCCUCCUCAGCGGCCAGGGCGAGGGUUUGAAGCCCCUGAUUUAACCGGGUCUUUACGGGCCGGUCCAUCCCAGUUAACCGGAACAGGUCGAGAUCCUGCUGGAAAUACGGCCUGGAUUUACCGGGCCUAAGUCCAUUUUAUUUGUAUUCGUUAUUUUUACCAAGGAGCGGAGAGGAGGGGCGAACGGCACGCCUGAACCCCCAAACGGCAGGCACAGGAGGUGAAAACGGCUACCCCGUGGGGAGAAGAGCCCUCAACCUCAGCCAGGGUGACCCAUUAUUUCCCCACAUUUCAAGUGAAGCAAAUUUUAUUUUAUUUUUUUAUUUAAAUUAUAUAUUUAUUAUACUAUCUUGCUCUAUAAUGGAGUUAGACUUUCGUGAGACGCAUGUAUUAUUUUUCUGAAUCUUCAGUCCGAUUUAUAGCUUGUUUCCUGAUGUCAGGCCACUUAUUGUGGUGUAAAGCACUAAAAAGAAUGAAUUAAAAAUGACAAUCAGAUCUGACCGAUGCCAUUUUCAAAAUGGUGGUGUGAGACCGGUGUUGGGUAGUCAUCCUGUGAGCUGGUGACUGUGGACACGUGCAGUGUGUGUUCACACGUGUGUGUGUGUUUGUGUGUGUGAUUUCUAAUGGCAGGAAAGCUAGUUUUGCACGUGUGGGUUCUCAUCAAUGGUGCUCCUCGUAUUUGAAUGAGAGGCAGCUCUUUGCACAUUUUUAGAUGGUGUUACAGGAUUGUUUCGUAACCCGAGUGAGGAAGACAUGUAUAUGAGUGAUAAAAUGUUUCUGUGAAGUGACAGCGUGAUUUGAAAUGAAUGCAGGCAGAGGGUUUUAAUCCUUUAGUUAUCCAGUUGAGGUCCAUUGAGAACAAGAAUGUUCCUCUUUUACAAAGACGCCCUGGGAGAAAUGCCAGAGAGAACAUUUGCAAGUGGGAGAGCGGGAGAGAGAGAGAGAUACAGAGAGAUGGAGAGAGAGUGAGAGUGAGAGAGAGUGAGAGUGAGAGAUACAGAGAGAUGGAGAGAGAGUGAGUGAGAGAGAGAUACAGAGAGAUGGAGUGAGAGUGAGUGAGAGAGAGAUACAGAGAGAGAGAGAGAGAGAGAGAGAGAGAGAGACAGAGACAGAGACAGAGAGAGAGAGAGGUAAAGCCCCUGGAGCAGAUUCUUAGGGUUUAGGGCCCUGCUCAAGGGUCCAAUGUCAGGGUUCUUUGUUUUGUAUUCAGUUUUUAUUCAGAGUUUUUCAUUUGGGGACCCAGUUUCUUCUCUCCAGAUGAAGAGAUCUCUCUUCAGCAUCCCUAUGUGCCAAAGGGGCUCGAACCAGCAACUCUGCACCUGUCAGUCAAGCAGCCUUUCGCUAGGCUACCCUGCCGCCCACGGAUAGGGCGAGGACAGGGAGGUGGGCGGGGCUUUCAGGCUGCACUUUUAAAUCCUUGUCCUGGACAUCCACUCUGUAUGCUGUCUUAUUCAAGCUCAGUUUUUUGUUUUAUCUUUCUUUUUUAUUAAUAGAUAUUUAAUCAUGAUACAGAUUGGUCAUCCAUUGACAGUUACUGUUGUAAAGUUACAGUUUGUGUGAGACUGGUUGGAAGGGUGUUUGUGGUAUUAGAAAGAGGUAUUUUUAUAACACAAUUUUCUCAUCUUGGGCUCCGUAAAUAAUAUAUUAUUAUUGAAAAAACGUUUUGAUUCGUGAGAUUAUUAAUUGUUCCAGUUUUAGGGACGGAUUCUAACAGAAAUAUCUCAGGUAAACCUUUAGCAGCUGCAGGUACCAUGCAUAAUCACACUUUUUAUCCAACAGUUUUUGUUCCAAUUGACUGCUCUGGUAAAUUUUAACUGUCGAGCUCAUCAUGUAAAGAAAUAGUAAUUGCCGGAUCUAUAUAAUUAAAAAGUGUCUGAAAUGGUGUGCGAUAUUAAGAUUCAUACAUUAUAGGCACACUGCAGUAUCUGUAUGCAAGGAAGGAUCUAUACUGGAUUCACACCAUAUCAAGGCAGUUUAUGUAUUUAAAACAGUAAAUGGUGCCAUUUGGCAGUAAAAGGAAGAAAUAUAAGUAAGUAAAUGCCGUUUAAAUGUAUAUUACGCUGUUUAAUAUAAAAAUAUAUUUAGUCAAAUGUUUUAUGCAUAAUUUAUGGAAAUAGAUUAUAUUGUAAAUGUAAUUUACAUUUAUAGUAUAUCAUUAAAAAAAAUUAUAAUCCUCCAAGUUUUAAUACUGUACUCGUGUUAAAAUCCCAGACUCAGUGUUAAGAGUUGAAGUUUGUUUCAAACUUAGUGUUCACGGGGAGGGGGCAGGUCUGU
Molecule: messenger RNA, 8985 nt
Organism: Conger conger (European conger)
Lineage: Eukaryota; Metazoa; Chordata; Actinopteri; Anguilliformes; Congridae
Gene: ccser2a
Product: coiled-coil serine-rich protein 2a
Exons: 11
Coding region: 826-3333 (835 amino acids)
Biological process (GO): microtubule bundle formation
Cellular component (GO): microtubule cytoskeleton
Molecular function (GO): microtubule binding
Source: RefSeq, a predicted model, not a curated record